Messenger RNA from Lodderomyces beijingensis, 888 nucleotides. Lineage: Eukaryota; Fungi; Ascomycota; Pichiomycetes; Serinales; Debaryomycetaceae. The record is from the annotation of a GenBank genome assembly.
AUGAACAAAAUCAAGCAAAUCAACCAGAUAAACCAGAAAGAACUAGCAUCAAACGCAACCACGUAUAAAUCAUCAUGGCAUUACGACUACCGCGAUACAAAUUACAUCUAUAUCGGCAAUAUCCCAUUCGCGAUGCAAGCGCAUCAGAUCAUAGCUAUAUUUAGCCAGUAUGGGGUACCAACGCACUUGAAUCUUGUGCGGGAUAGAGACACGGGUAAGCAUCGGGGAUUUGCAUUUUUGAAGUAUGCUAAUUUCAAAAGCUGCAUCUUGGCGAUUGACAAUUUCAAUGGCAUUAAACUUGGUGCUGAUGGUGACGAGCUUGGCCAAAAGAAUGGAGAAAAUGGAGGAAAUGGGGCCAGUGGGGUAGGUUCGAGAAUGUUGAGUGUGGAUCAUACGUAUUACAAGUUGCACUAUGGUGAAAAGGAAGACGAUUUCUUGAUUGAUUAUCAAGCCGUGGAGCGGGAAAUGAGGGGCAGUAAGGACGUGGCUGAACCUGCUGCGUUGAUUGAAAAUGAGACGGUCAAGUUAAUCGAGGAUAAGAAAGAGGAGCCACCGAAGGAGGAGAAAGAACAUGACAAUGAGGACGACGAAUUUGCGGAUCCUAUGGCGCUGUUCAUCAACAACAAGAACGAUCGACAUGGCAAGCACAAGUCGUCGCAUCGCAAACAAAGGUCGUCGCAUCGCAGCUCAAAACAUAAACCACGCAACAGCGAGCUGCGGACCCCGUCUAGAGGCAGAAGCGAAACUUCCGAGUCGUCGCACCAGGCCGAGUUGCAGACUCCAUCUCGAGAAUCUUGGAAAAGAGGAAGGUCUAGCUCUCGUGUGGGCAAUGAAUCGCGAACGCCGUCUAGAGAUGCAAAGAGGGAAAGGCUAGCUUCAUCAAGUUGA